UUAAUUAAAGUCAGUUGUGCACGUGCACUCUUACUGCAAAAUACCCAAGAUUGAAAUUAACUAUUCGUCUUACUUCAACCUAAAAUGAUUAAAUGAAUUACCAGCUCUUAGAGUAGAUAUUAAAGUUCUGGAUCAUAUCGAGUGCUACAGAUUAAGAUAAUACAAUUUGUAAUUAAUAUGUGAAUCAAAACGGUUUAAGAACCACAAUUUUAACGGUGUUGUGUGGGUGGCCUGCUUUGAUAACUACUCGAAAAAUUCAAAAGAGCCAUGAUAUCGUGUAGGGCAGGUUUAGUAGUGUUGGCAGUAGUGGUUGUUGCAGCGGUUGUGGCUGUUUAUUUCAUUUCGAAAAGCUUCUCAUCAGCUGAUCAGUCCAGUGGUGCCAACUCUCCAGGACCGAGAGCGACAUCGACAUUACAGUUCCUAAUUGUUGUGAAUCGCCAUGGGAACAGAGGGUUUUACUCAUCCUUCCCCACUAACCCAUACCCCAUCAACGACACCAACUUUUGGCCGUUCGGUGCUGGCCAGUUGACUGUGAAAGGACGUGAUCAACUGUACGCGUUGGGGACCAAGAUCCGCUCCUUGUACAAUGGGUUCCUGAGUGAUCUCUACUUCCCCGAGGAUUUCAAAGCUUCUAGUACGCUGAUUGACAGGACCCUGCAGAGUGGGUUGAUGUUCCUAGCGGGGCUCUUUCCUCCAAAAGGCUUUGAAAUUUGGGACGGAAGCAUCCUAUGGCAGCCCAUCCCUCUUUAUCCUACUCACUUGGAUAGGACAAGGAUGGUAUCAUCUGCAGUAUCAGAAGUUGAGUGCCCUAAGUUCAACCUAGCUCAAAAGCAGUCCUUGAAUAAAUUCCUUGAAGUAUACGGUUCCAACGUGACAGGUCUCUUGAACUCCAUGCAACCCUACACGGGCAUGACCGUGGAACCCCAGUCACUUGUAUUCGAUAUGAUGAGACUUUGGGAUUCUCUAGCGUGUGUGGACAGUGAAGGACUUUCUCUCCCAGCUUGGACGAAGAGUUUCUACCCUGAGCCAAUGGCAGAUCUGGCGGAAAAGUUGUACACAGCAUUCACGAUUGGUUCGGACGACAUGAUAAGAUACUUACAAGGAGAACUGUUCAAGGAGAUGGUUGGACUGAUGCGGUCCAAAGCCAACAAUACUCUGAGUCCUGACAGAAGAAUGUACUAUUAUUCUGGCCACGACCACACAUUGAUGGGUCUGCUGGGGUAUCCUGAACCAGGGGGAUGCUGGGAUAAAUAUUGUCAACACCAGGUCUGCCCUAAUCUUCGAGCUACACAAAGACAACCAAACGGAUAUUUACUACAUUCAGGUGCUGUACAUAGACGGACACUCUACAGACUUGGAACCGACGCUACUCAGCUUUCCAGGGUGCAACUCUCCGUGUGAACUCAACACUUUAUUGAACCUGACUGAGAAAUACUACAACAUUACGGAUUAUACAGCAGAAUGCCAAAUUGCUUAAUUUAUCUAAGUAAAUGUGUUUUUUGUA
This is a messenger RNA of Homalodisca vitripennis (glassy-winged sharpshooter), 1504 nucleotides long. Its product is annotated as prostatic acid phosphatase-like. The transcript is spliced from 7 exons. NCBI's taxonomy places the organism in Eukaryota, Metazoa, Arthropoda, Insecta, Hemiptera, Cicadellidae. Gene Ontology annotation, biological process: dephosphorylation. Gene Ontology annotation, molecular function: phosphatase activity. Bases 268 to 1401 code for a protein of 377 amino acids. The record is from RefSeq and is a predicted model, not a curated record.